This is a messenger RNA of Terrapene triunguis (Three-toed box turtle), 2488 nucleotides long. Its product is annotated as dnaJ homolog subfamily B member 4. Gene Ontology annotation, molecular function: protein-folding chaperone binding. The coding region runs from base 174 to 1286 and encodes 370 amino acids. Gene Ontology annotation, cellular component: cytosol. The transcript is spliced from 4 exons. Lineage: Eukaryota; Metazoa; Chordata; Testudines; Emydidae. The record is from RefSeq and is a predicted model, not a curated record.
UGAUAGUAAGAUACAGAGCUUAUUUAUCACUCAAAAGAGAAAAAUGGAAAUUGAACAGUUAAUUGGAAGGCAGAGGAAACAGCUGUGCAGAGAAUGUUUUGGCUUUGAGCAGUCUGGGAAAUGACGUUCUGUAGCAUUUGCUGUUCUAGAAAGAGCGGAGACACGUAGUAUAAAUGGGAGGGCUCUGGAGAGGGCUGUCUCUCUACCAGUGUGUAUAUUUAUCUAUAAAUGAGCAACAGGGAAGGGAAUCAAAUAAGGCACUCGGAAUGGGAAAAGAUUAUUAUUCAAUUUUGGGAAUUGAAAAGGGGGCUUCUGAAGAAGAUAUCAAAAAGGCUUACAGAAAACAAGCCCUUAAAUGGCAUCCAGAUAAGAACAAAUCCCCCCACGCAGAGGAAAAAUUCAAAGAGGUUGCAGAAGCCUAUGAAGUGCUGAGUGAUCCCAAAAAGAGAGACAUUUAUGAUCAGUUUGGGGAGGAAGGGUUGAAAGGAGGAGCUGGAGGACCCGAUGGACAGGGUGGCACCUUUCGAUACUCUUUCCAUGGUGAUCCACAUGCCACAUUUGCAGCAUUUUUUGGUGGCACAAAUCCUUUUGAGAUCUUCUUUGGGAGAAGAAUGCCUGGUGGCAGAGACACUGAAGACAUGGAAGUGGAUGGAGAUCCUUUUGGAUCCUUCACUAGUUUUAGCAUGAAUGGAUUUCCAAGAGAGAGGAAUACAGUUGGUAGCCAGCCUCGUCGUAAACAAGAUCCCCCGAUUAUCCAUGAACUUAAAGUAUCAUUGGAAGAGAUAUAUCAUGGCUGCACAAAAAGGAUGCGAAUUUCCCGAAAAAGGCUGAACCCAGAUGGCAGAAGUGUCCGAACAGAGGACAAAAUCCUCACCAUUGAGAUCAAGAGAGGGUGGAAAGAAGGCACCAAAAUCACUUUCCCAAAAGAAGGUGAUGAAACACCCAACACUAUCCCAGCCGAUAUUGUUUUUGUCAUUAAAGACAAAAGUCACUCGCUCUUCAAGAGAGAUGGUUCAAAUAUUAUCUAUCCUGUUAAAAUCAGUUUGCGGGAGGCUUUAUGUGGCAGCUCGGUCACCGUGCCAACAAUAGAAGGAAGAACCAUACCUAUGACAAUAAAUGAGGUUGUAAAGCCUGGGAUGAGGAGAAGAAUUAUAGGAUAUGGGUUGCCAUUUCCCAAAAAUCCUGACCAACGUGGCGACUUAAUUAUAGAAUUUGAAGUAAAUUUCCCAGACAAUAUACCUCCAGCAUCAAAAGAAGUACUUAGGAGAAAUCUUCCUGUUUCAUAAAGGAAUGGACUGUAUUGACACUGUUUCAGCAGGACACUGAAAAUGCAGAAGACUGGCAAAUUCAUGCUGUAAAAGUGCAAUCUAUAUCCAUUUGUGGAAUAUUCAUUUUCUUUUUGUGGGGUGGAGGGAGAGAAUACGGUAAUGCUGCAUGAGAAGAGAAUGGUUAAAUACAAGUCACACGGGUGACUCUUGCAGUAAAACAUACAGGGAAAACCACUCACUGUAUCUUACUUUAGAUCUUCCUAAUCAGAGAGUUUAUUCAGUAUUUUGCUUACCUGUAAAAUGUAAUCAUUUUGCAAAAACUCAAUGCACAUAUUUCUAAUAAAGUACUUGAGCAUCCAAGUACUUUAUUUCAUGUAUCUCUAGAUUAUCUAUGUGAUGCUACCCACUAAUAUCAGAAAUCAGAAUUCAUAGUAGAAAUACGCUCAUGUAAUAUCCAGAUAUUUAAAGAGACUAAAGCAUUAACUGACACCAUUUAGAUAUGAAGGCCCACAUGCUACCUUCCAUUUCACAAAGCAAAGGCUAGCUAAAUCUGUUUGUAGAGCUUCUGAACCCACAAAAGAGUGUCAGCCUGCUCCCAGCUGCCCCAGAUUUUGUGAGGACUGCCCUGAAGCAUUAGGGGAGAACACAUGGCUCUGGGGAAAGGAGUACAGGUGUAGCCACUCUGUGACAUGCUCCCUUCAGAAAUCCACCUGGGGAAUACUACUAAUUGGUGGUAACACCCAUUCCCUAGGGAUGGAUUUCAGGACAACAUGGUAUUUUGGCUCCAGAAGGAGCCAUGCUGUCAUGGCUACCCAUGGUUGCCCAUGGAACGGUGUAAAUAAAGGCGCUUGGCUUACUCACACAUUUCAAGAUCAUGCAUAUCUCAGGACAUCUGUAGAGUUCAAGGGCUGAACCAUCUACCACUUCCAUAAGAGAGAAGGGACAAAACCCAGCUCCCAGCUAAAGGAUUCUGAGGAAACUUUUUGGGCCUGAUCCGAAGCUCAUUUAAGCCGGUGGAAGUCUUUCCGUCAAUUCAGUGAGCUUGGAUAAGUUCCUUUGUGAAUAGAAACAUGAGUUACCUAGCCCUUAAGGUGAAAAAACAUACGCAGGGGAAGGGGAGAGCCCUCAGUAAUUGAGUCUAGUAUUAUAACAUGCUAUAGGGCUGGUUCCCUUGGUUGCAGUAUGGUUUUGGUCAUAUAAUUGCCUUGCAGACUUACUUU